Molecule: messenger RNA, 291 nt
Organism: Onychostruthus taczanowskii (white-rumped snowfinch)
Lineage: Eukaryota; Metazoa; Chordata; Aves; Passeriformes; Passeridae
Product: prostasin-like
Exons: 1
Biological process (GO): proteolysis
Molecular function (GO): serine-type endopeptidase activity
Source: RefSeq, a predicted model, not a curated record
CCCCUCCCCGAGUACCGGGUGACGCUGGGGGUCCUGCAGCUCCUGUCGCCGCCCCCCGACGCCCAGGUGAGGGGCGUGGCCUCGGUGGCGCGCCACCCGGCCUAUCGCGACUAUCGCGACAGCGACGCCGAGCCACAGGACGGGGAGGUGGCGGGGGACCUGGCGCUGGCCCGGCUGGAGCCCCCCGCCAGCCCCUCGCGCCUCGUGCGGCCCGUGUGUGUCCCCGCCGCCGGUGUCGCCUUUGUCCCCGGGCUGAACUGCACCGUCACCGGCUGGGGACACGUCCGGACG